Molecule: messenger RNA, 1964 nt
Organism: Solenopsis invicta (red fire ant)
Lineage: Eukaryota; Metazoa; Arthropoda; Insecta; Hymenoptera; Formicidae
Gene: Gbeta5
Product: guanine nucleotide-binding protein subunit beta-5
Exons: 6
Coding region: 537-1586 (349 amino acids)
Biological process (GO): G protein-coupled receptor signaling pathway; G protein-coupled dopamine receptor signaling pathway
Cellular component (GO): heterotrimeric G-protein complex; cytoplasm
Molecular function (GO): signaling receptor complex adaptor activity; protein binding
Source: RefSeq, a predicted model, not a curated record
UGUUAAGUGCAGUCUGUGCAGAAGCAGAAGGAAGGAAGGAAGCAGGAAGCGUCACUGCACCGGCGCGGCGCCAAGCGCUGCCAAGCGCAAAGCGCUUGGUUAUUUCGUCUCGCGUCGAUUCGUCGUAUCGAUUAUCUUCGUUUACCGCGUGUGUGACUGCGGAGCGGACAGCUUUCCCUUAAUUAAAAAACAAACGCACAAUAAGAGAGUAUAAAGGGCGAGGAUUGUAUGGGAUGGAGAUGGAGAAGUAGGAGCUGGAGAGCCUCGACGAAUCGAGCAAUGUCGGCGUCCGUCAGAAUUUCAGUAUUUUCCGUUGUUCCUUCUCAGACGCAAAAAUGAAAUUUCGGAUUUAGCAAAUUGUACUUGUAAUUCUAAUUAAGUAACAAUUAACUGCCUAUUGCUGUGAUUGUAAAAUGAAUCAUUUAUGAGGAAAUCGUCGAUGCAUCUACGAUAUAUCUAAAGAUUGUAUGAAAGACUUUGUGAAUUUCCUCUAUUAUAUAUCAAAGAAUUGAUCAGUGUCUAGCAAGUGAGACAACAUGGACUCUGCAACCGAGCUGGAACAUAUAGAAAAAUUGGCAAAGGAAGCGGAAUGCUUAAAGAUACGCUUAGAGGACGAGCGACAAAAAUUGAAUGAUAUUACACUUGCCAGUGUAGCAGAUAGACUUGAAGCAAUUAAUUGUAUAAAUGUAAAACCUAGACGUAUAUUAAAAGGGCAUCAGGCCAAAGUUUUAUGUUCCGAUUGGUCUCCCGAUAAGCGUCAUAUUGUCUCUUCUUCACAAGAUGGAAGAAUGAUUAUAUGGGAUGCCUUUACAACAAAUAAAGAACAUGCCGUUAGUAUGCCAACUAGAUGGGUGAUGGCAUGUGCUUAUGGCCCUAGCGGUACUUUGGUUGCAUGCGGAGGUCUGGAUAAUAAGGUUACAGUGUAUCCAUUAAGUUUAGAGGAUGAUGUUUCGGCCCAUAAGAAGACUGUUGGUACACAUACGUCAUAUAUGUCAUGCUGUGCGUUUCCCAACAGCGAUCAACAGAUUUUAACGGGUAGUGGAGACAGCACAUGUGGUUUGUGGGAUGUAGAGAGCGGGCAAUUAUUACAGAGUUUUCAAGGACACUCCAGCGACGUUAUGUCUAUCGAUUUAGCGCCGAGUGAAACUGGGAACACAUUUGUGUCUGGUGGUUGUGACAAACUGGUUUUGAUUUGGGAUAUGCGCAGUGGCCAGUGCGUGCAAAGUUUUGAAGGGCAUCAAUCCGAUGUUAAUUCAGUAAGAUUUCAUCCAGGCGGUGAUGCAGUAGCAACAGGUUCGGACGAUGCUACGUGUCGCUUGUUUGAUCUGCGUGCCGACAGAGAAGUUGCAGUAUACACAAAAGAAAGUAUAAUAUUUGGAGCAAACGCGGUUGAUCUCAGUAUAAGUGGGCGCUUGCUCUUUGCCGGAUACAAUGAUUACACGGUGAAUGUAUGGGAUACUUUAAAGUGCCAACGAGUGGCGCUGUUAUAUGGGCAUGAAAAUCGAGUUUCGUGUCUAAGAGUUUCACCAGACGGUACUGCCCUGUCUACUGGAAGUUGGGACGCGACUUUACGAGUUUGGGCUUAGCUUCACGAUUACUAUUACUAUCUUAAACAUUUUGAAAUAUGAGAUACUCCUGAUAGCACAUAGUUUAUAUUUAUUAUUUUGUCUUAUUUAUUUAGAAACUUUUGCCUUCUCAAAUACUUUUUGUAUAUUAUUCAUGUUUUCAUCAUACCAAAUAUGUAUAAUGCAUUAAAUUGUUGUGCAUUUAAUAGCAAGCAUGUUUUGUCAUGCAAAAUAUUAUCCAUAAUAUGUAAUAUAAGUACAGUAAUGUGAUAAAUAUUAAUAAAGUUGCAUACACACACACACACACACACACACACAUUAGGCUGGUCCUAAUCUACAGAUAAAUUUUAGUGAAUCACAAUAUGUAUGCUCCAAAAAAUAAAGUUUCAUAAAUCUAAA